AUGAAGUUUUGGGUCAAAGCUAUCACCGACGACAAUUUUCAGGAGCAGCUCCUCGUGAAGGCGAGCAAUUUGCCGGAGCUCACGAAAGAGCUCAGUAGACUUCUCCACACCCACGUGACGUGGAUGUCCGUGUCAGACUUUCAAACCCAAGUGGUGGAGAAACUCAAAAGUGGUGUUGAAAUCCUCCCAGUGAAAAUUCUGACGUCUAAAAUGGCGGGGCAGCCACACGAUGGGGAGACGAGUUUUGUAUGCUCAGAGCCACACACACAGCACGCAACACCAGCACAAGUUGACAUCUCACAAACAUCGAGCAAAGAAGACGAGGCUUGGCCGUUUUCGUCAAGAAGUCCUAGUCUUUCAGAGGCGGGAGUGGUUGCUCGCCCGUCCUCAGCAAGUUGGGCAUUACUUGAUAUUCCUCAGGUGGAUCGCAUUUGUCUUUUCCGCAAGGACAUUGAACUGCUACUGCACCCUUCUUUUGGUGGAACCUAUGUUGAUAUAGUUGCUGGUUGCUUUGUUCGUAUUCGCGAAAGACAAGAUUAUGGCCUUUACCAAAUUAUACGUUUAAUUAACAAUAUGGAAGUGUUAUUAGACAUAAUUCACUACGAAGAAACACGUUCAAUAGAGGUGGUCAGUAAUGCACCACCCGUCCCACAAGAGGUGAGCACAUGGGGUAAAAAGAUGGUAUCGGCACAUAGGUGCUUUAUGGCUCCAGGGUUUAUUGAGGACAAGCUAGGGGAUAUUGAUUCGGCGAUGCGUGCAGCAAGAGCCACUUUACAAGACCAAUAUUUUCAGAUGGGUAUCACUCCUCCUCUGACACCCCCUGCUCAUGCUCGAGAUUCAAGUGGACAACACCGACGCCGUACUUUGCUUGCCCGAACCCGCAUGUAUCCUUUUAUUUCGCUGGGACAAUUAGUUCUUGAGACCAAUGAUGUUCUUCUUCAUGCGCAGGUUUCUGUUAUUGAAGAACCUGAAACAGAUGCCUUUGACCUUGUUCUCUUUGCCACUCGGCAUGCCAACAGUGGGAAGGAAAAAACUCGUCCUUCAGACUUUGCGGGCUGUAUGCUGACGAUAAACAAGAGUGGCGAGCCUCCUGUUAUUUUGAGCGACAGAGAUGUGACAGUAAAGGGGUAUGAGGUGUUUUGUCCUCCACAGAAGUGGGAUUGUCAAUAUGUGACACUAGGACAAAUUCAACCAUCUGUCGAUAGCAUCCUUUACUUUGAUGAUGAGAAAAAAUACACACAAGAGUUUACGGUACUUUCUGGAGACUUGUUUGGGGGUUUAUUCAACUCACCGACGACGACGAUGCUUCCCAUUCCUGUAUGGGCAAAGACUGAGGGAGUUUCUGCACAUAUUAUACGCCCUCAUCUUGUUGUGCAUAGAGAGAAGUUACAUGCGUUUUACAUUGUCCGAAUGCUGGGUCCACACCCACCUCACCGUUCAAGUUUAUUCCGGGUAAAGGGAUGUGGUGGAUUGGGUGCCCAGGUGGGCGGAGAGGAAAGCUCAAUUGCAAAUGUUGCUUCUGAUGAAAAAAAAGCUGUUGAUACUUCUCCAACAUCCGUUGGCAAUGCUUCAUGUGAUGGUAGUUUUUGUGAGAAUGCAAUGGUCGGAGUUUGCCGUUACAGUCUUGCCCAUGCUGUGUGCUUGGACCCCGAAUUGCAUUCAUGGAAGCUUGUGACGGAAAAGGGUCCUCUAUUUUCCUGUUUUUAUUCCAUGCCAAUAUUUACGGUGGCUUCUACCUUUUAUGCCAAGCAAGACUCGGAUGAAGCCUGUUCUACACCGUUGAAAAAUAAACAAAAGGUCCUUCAAAUCCUUUGGUAUGAGGAAGAUUCUAUAUUGCGCCAACCGUCAUCUCUCACAUAUCGCCCUUCCCGUUUGUCGCUGCCGUCGAGUUCCACCAUCAGCAAUCGUGCCUCCUUACCAUUUGAACGCUUGGUGAAUUCGCAUGAGGAAUUACUGCCAGAGCACUGGGUACAGGAACCAUGCUACUCUCCUGUUCGAGUGGAUGUUGAGUCACUCAAGGUUGCUGUGGCUUCACUCUCAUUGUUUGAGUGUUAUAGUACCACAUUUGCUGCUUGUUUGCAGCGGGAUGAUAAGCAAAGGUCCGUUCUAACAGUACUGCCCUUGACAAAUGAACCAUAG
Messenger RNA from Trypanosoma cruzi, 2139 nucleotides. RefSeq lists its product as uncharacterized. The coding region runs from base 1 to 2139 and encodes 712 amino acids. NCBI's taxonomy places the organism in Eukaryota, Euglenozoa, Kinetoplastea, Trypanosomatida, Trypanosomatidae. The record is from RefSeq and is a predicted model, not a curated record. Gene Ontology annotation, molecular function: DNA binding. The transcript has a single exon.